GGCGAAUAUUUGGCCUGGCAUCCCUGUGCUUGCAUCCAAACGUACCCUUGAUGCCUGGCACUCUCUGGCAGGCAAGUGCGCAUGCCUACGAGCGCACAAAGAGCCCUAGAAAACUGAAGUCUUGCGGAGUAGUACAUCGCAGUAAUACAUUCGGCUUGUUCGCUGCGGCUUGCUGCGGCUGCAAUCCGGCUGCGGCUGCGGCUUCUACAGUAUUUUUCUCUCUAUGGAUUGCAGCUGCAGCAAUCCAAACAGCUGCAACAGUGUCGGCUUGUAGCCAGCCGAACACGCCCAUUGACUCACAGAAUCCGCAGGCCCUCCGUGCAGUAAUUUCUUACAGCUACCUAUACGUACACGGCGGUGCAGGGUGCUCCCAGAAGAAUACAGUGUGCUACGGCACUCUACUUCCCAAGAGAGAGUGAGAGGGCGGCAAGGGAGGGACGUGGAGAGAGAGGAAGAGAUGCCGAACGAAAUCAUUUCAUUUUCCGUGCGGAUCUUGCGGGCCUCCGUGGCUGGCGGCGCCUACCACCAGACACCCGCUAGGCCGCUACAUAAGGCGAGCCCCCCAUCCCCACUUGCUGCCCCCUCAAUCCCUCAUAGUCAGUCAUAGAGCGAGAGGAAGAGGCGCGCGUGGGUGCAGUGCAGACGUGCGGGGCAGAGCACAACAGCAGCGGAUCCGGGGAGGGAGGGAAGCCAUGGGCGAGGAGGCGGCCAAGAAGGAGGAGGUGGAGAAGCCCAAGGAGGCCGCGGCGGCAGAGGAGAAGAAGAAGGACGACAAGCCCAAGGAAGUAGGCGGCGGCGGCGGCGGCGAGAAGCCCAAGGACGGGGAGGAGGAGGAGAAGAAGAAGGAGGACGCGCCCCCGCCUCCGCCACCGGAGGAGGUCGAGAUGCGGGUCUACAUGCACUGCGAGGGGUGCGCCCGCAAGGUCAAGAAGAUCCUCAGGCGCUUCGACGGAGUGGAGGAUGUGAUCGCCGACUCCAAGGCGCACAAGGUGCUGGUGAAGGGGAAGAAGGCGGCCGCCGACCCCAUGAAGGUGGUGGAGCGCGUGCAGAAGAAGACCGGCCGCAAGGUCGAGCUGCUGUCGCCGAUGCCGCCCCCGCCGGAGGUGGAGGAGAAGAAGGAAGAUGAGGCGGAGAAGAAGAAGGACGAUGAGAAGAAGGCAGAGCCCGAGCCGCCGAAGCCGGAGGAGAAGAAGGAGCCGCCGGUGAUCGCUGUGGUGCUGAAGGUGCACAUGCACUGCGAGGCGUGCGCCGAGGGGAUCAAGAAGAGGAUCCUCAAGAUGAAAGGCGUGCAGUCCGUAGAACCGGACCUCAAGGCGUCGGAGGUGACGGUGAAGGGCGUGUUCGAGGAGUCCAAGCUGGCGGAGUACGUGUACAAGCGCACGGGCAAGCACGCGGCCGUCGUCAAGUCCGAGCCGGCCCCGGCGCCGGAGGGCGGCGGCGGCGACAAGGCGGCCAAGGAGGAGGAGGAGAAUAAGAAGGAUGCAGGCGGUGCCGGAGGCGAGGAGAAGAAGGACGGCAAGGAGGAGGAAGAGAAGAAGGAUGGCGGCGAGAAGAACGAGGAGAAGAAGGACGGCGGCGACGGAGACGGCGACAAGAAGGACGAGGCCGGCGACAAGGACAAGGACCCGGCCGCCAGCCUGUACAUGCACUACCCGCGGUUCCCGUUCGCUGGAGGGUACUACCAGCCGCCGGCCUACCCGCCACCUCCGGGGUACCCGUACGCCUACCAGCCGGCCUACCCGCCGCCGUUCUACGCGCCGCCGCACCACCUGCACCAGCAGCAGCCCAUGGCGCCGCAGAUCUUCAGCGACGAGAACCCCAACGCCUGCUCCGUCAUGUAGUUGUCACUCAAAUGUCAUGUAAAAAAAAAGAACCGUAGGACCCUGUGUUUGCGCGGGGUCCUGCCCCUGCCAGAGCGAGGGACCCUGUCUUUGCCAGAAAUGCCCCUGGGCAACCAAGCUAAUGGCGACUUUGUUUGAACAAAAAGUAGCAGACUUUUUUGCGGGGUUCGAUUUCUCUCUCUCUCUCUUUUUCUUUUGUAAUUGUAACCCUUUUUUCACCUUUCUGGACUGGUAUAAAAGUAAGCCUGGACUCGUCAGUUUAUGGGUGCAUA
Messenger RNA from Zea mays, 2113 nucleotides. Its product is annotated as farnesylated protein 3. Bases 693 to 1841 code for a protein of 382 amino acids. The transcript has 5 exons. The record is from RefSeq and is a predicted model, not a curated record. Gene Ontology annotation, molecular function: metal ion binding. Lineage: Eukaryota; Viridiplantae; Streptophyta; Magnoliopsida; Poales; Poaceae.